Messenger RNA from Haliotis rubra (blacklip abalone), 2042 nucleotides. RefSeq lists its product as uncharacterized. NCBI's taxonomy places the organism in Eukaryota, Metazoa, Mollusca, Gastropoda, Lepetellida, Haliotidae. The coding region runs from base 432 to 1418 and encodes 328 amino acids. The transcript has 7 exons. The record is from RefSeq and is a predicted model, not a curated record. Gene Ontology annotation, molecular function: ubiquitin protein ligase activity; metal ion binding. Gene Ontology annotation, biological process: protein polyubiquitination.
GACUCAACACCACGAGAAUAUCACUGACAAAGUAUGUUGUUUUCAUAUCACAUGAAUGGUCUCCUGUGAAAGUCCCAGAAUUCUUUGAGGGUAAUGCUAUUAUAGCAGGUUGAGAUACAACUAAAUCUCGGGUGUAUAAAAACUAUUCGUCUGGAAAAUGUCAUGAAUUAAACAAUCUCUGAAUAUAAGUGUAAUUGCAAAUCAUUGGUUCAAUAAUAGCAUCUUUAGUAUUGGUAGAUUGAAGCAAGUGGGCGGUUCUGUCAUUCCUUUCAGCCAAUAAACAGCCGCUAUCCCAUUAACCGCGGGAGUUUUGGUGCCUUGUGUGUUAAAUACAAUAUCGCACCUCUGCGGAAGACUGGAUAGUUCCAUGUCCAGUGUGUCUUCUUUAUGCAGCCGCUCCAGGUAGAUAGUAAUUUGGAGACACUCUCCCAAUGAUGAGCAGCUAUUCGCCUCCAACGGUUUGUCGUUUCUACUGGACUCCUGGAGGCUGCUGGUAUGGAGAAAGAUGUCGAUAUUCCCACGCAGAGAACACUGUACAGGACACAGAGUCCAGGCCCUAUUGUAGUUACUUCAUGUCUGGUAACUGCAGAUUUGGCACAUCCUGCUUCAACAGACAUGGCCCUAUGGACUAUCAAAUGAAAACUCAGGACCUUUCCGACCUGGAUACUUCCUCAUCGAUUCCGACCACAUCAGAGUCGGACCAAUCCAUGUUGUCCAAUACAACGCCGUCAACUGAUGUCACUGAAGCAUCUUCAGAUUUCAGCCUGUUGGAUGCAGACUUGAGUCGCAGCAGUGAGGAAUGUGUGAAGCCGAGGCGCAAACCCAAAGACAUUACCUGUGGGCAGUGCAGUGUCUACUAUGAGGGUUCUGAUGCUUAUGACAACUUGAAGGAGCAUUACUUGGAGAACCUACGUCGUAUGGAUGGCAGACAUACAUCAUUCCUUGCUAAGGGCAUUUUUCGUAGGUUUGCCGUCUGCACGGAAUGUGACCGCCAUUUCAAAAAUGCACACGCUUUUCUCCAGCAUAUUGUAGCCAAGGCAAAGGUGACAGGUUCUGCACAGAAGGAACAUUCUAAUGAUUUGGAUUGUGUGGCCCAGAUGUUUGUUGAUCGCGAUGCUGGCAAUGACACGGAGAAGGACUUCACCCAGUUUAUGUGUGACUACCUGACUGCGGAGGGAGCUGACUCAACCGAGGGGGAGGUAGAUCUGGAAGAUGAAGAUAUGAAGUAUCUGGGUCGGGAGUUGUCUCUCAUGAAUCCCUUUGAUGUUGACGAGUGUGACGAUUCGGAUGACAAUUAUGGUGUGCUGGGAUUUGAUGAAGAUGAGGUGUACGAGAUGUUGUGUCAGGGCAUCAAGCCGUGGGACCCUGAAGCUGGGGCUGCCUUAGCUGUGCUCAAUGGAUAUGACGACUUCUAUUGAUUGACACCACCAUCAACAUGCAUGUUUUGUGAUAUAAUUUGAAUAGAGAACAUGGCCCCGUUUCACAAAGCUCUUUCAACAGUCGUAGGCCAGUUUUAGGGCAUAUAAUUUACCACAGUCAGGUAGCAUUACCACGCUUUGUGAAAUGGGGCCCUGACCUUGUUUUGAAACUGUGAUACCAGUUUUGUCAGUGCUAGUUCCAUGAUGUUUGCUGAUACAGAUUAUAUGUGUUGAAUUGUAGUAAUAUGUGCAUAUUAUCAGUGCUGCUAACUUUCAAGCCUCGCCUCUUUUCAAUCCCCAUGUCUGUUGAUGAGCACUUUGGUCAUUCAGCUUCUCUUACCUUUGAACAAAUAUCACCAACCUCCAUGAUGAAGAAAUUUCACUUUCUGGCUUCCUGAUGAUUCGAUAAGAAUUUUGGCCUUGAAUAAAACUUUGAGGUUUGAAAAUUGGAAUGUUUAUCAACACUCUUGAUAGAAUUAAUGAAAUUAAUAAAAAAAAUUGUUCUGGUAAUUAAGAACUUAUACACAAAAAACUUAUGUUUUGUUGUAUAUCUCUAUAUGAAGACCUCGGGACAGCACAAAGUUUGGGCAAUUAACAAGUACCCAUGAUGAAACCAGUCAGGUG